AUGUCCCUCCACGCCAACGGCAAAACACCCACCCAACCCUUCAGCACCAACCCCUUCAAAACAAAAAAAGACUUUCAAUCAGCCUGUACAUCUAUUUUAAACCCCCUCCUCCCCCUUUUCACACCCGAUCAAACCCGCGUUAAAAUUGGCUCCACAGCAACCCGCUUCGAUGAGGGUGGCGCACAAUUCGAAGGCUUCGCCCGUCCACUAUGGGGCCUUGCAUCCCUAUUAGCAGGAGACUAUGACUACACCGAAGCUACACGCUGGCGAACAGGCAUUAUCAAUGGCUGUGAUCCAGCUAGUCCCGAGUAUUGGGGUGAUUUGGAGAAUUCCGAUCAGCGAAUGGUGGAGAUGUGUCCGCUUGGAUUUGCACUAGCUGUUGCGCCGCAUGUUUUUUGGGAACCGCUUAGUGAAAAGGAGAGAAGUAAUGUCGGUGGGUGGUUGAGAAGUAUUAAUGGGUUGGAGAUGCCGAAUACUAACUGGCUCUGGUUCCGGGUUUUCGCUAAUCUGGGAUUAAAGACUAAUGGUGCCGAGUACUCUCACUCGCGUAUUGAGGCGGAUAUGGAUCAUCUAGAUACGUUUCAUGUUGGUGGAGGGUGGAGCAACGAUGGACCUAAGAGUCAUCAUCAGAUGGAUUAUUACUCUGGUUCAUUCGCUAUUCAAUUUCUACAGCUGCUGUAUGCGAAGCUGGCGGGAGACUUUGAUCCCGAGCGUGCAGAGCGAUAUCGACAGCGUUCAAAGGAAUUCGCUUUGGAUUUUGUGCACUACUUCGCUUCCGAUGGCAGCGCAAUCCCCUUCGGUCGCUCAAUGACAUACCGGUUCGCAAUGGCCGGUUUCUGGGGUGCAUUAGCCUACGCUGAUGUGGAUCUUCCUCCCCAAUUAACCUGGGGCAUGGUCAAAGGUCUCCUACUCCGCAACUUCCGAUGGUGGUCUACAAAAGAAGACAUCUUCAACAGUGACGGGACACUAAAUCUGGGCUUCUGCUAUGCAAAUCCAUACCUAACUGAGAACUAUAACUCACCGGGCUCUCCCUACUGGUGCUGCCUCUCUUUCUUGGCGCUCGCUCUCCCAGACUCUCAUCCCUUCUGGGCUGAACAAGAAGAGGAGUACCCGAACGCACUACCAGAGAUCAAGGCACUCACGUACCCGAAACAUAUCAUCGUCCGACGGGGUGGACACUCGUUUUUGCUCUCAUCGGGACAGGCGUGUCACUAUGCCAUGCGGGGAACACAGGCAAAAUAUGGAAAAUUCGCGUAUAGCGCUGCGUUUGGGUACUCGGUUCCAACGGGCGCCUAUGAGUUGGAGCAGUAUGCCCCUGAUAGUAUGAUUGCGUUGUGUGAUGAUGCCGCUGGCGAGGUGUGGAAGACGAGACGAGUAGCAAUUGAUGCUCGAUUCGAGUUUCCGGAAGGUGCGGAUGGGACUCCUAUUCUUGUUUCGGGGUGGAAGCCUUGGGAUGAUGUGGAUGUGGAGACGAUUCUCGUUCCGCCGUCUACGGAAACCCCGAAUUGGCAUCUGCGGGCGCAUCGUGUGCGGACUGGACGUGCGUUGAAGACAUCUGAAGGCGCUUUCGCGAUUUAUGGAUGCCGAAGUGAUAAUGGGAGGAUGUUGGGGACGUUGGAGGAUAGUAAGGAGAAUGAAGGUACGGUGCUCAGUGGUAGCAGUGCUUUGGUAGUUUCUUCAGUUGGUGCUGUGGGAAUUACUGAGCUUUUCAAUUCCGAAGUUGGGCGCUCUGGGCGAAUUGUGCUUGCAGAUCCAAACUCGAAUUUAAUCCACGGCCGUACAUUACUACCCUCGUUGGCUGUCGAUGUGGCUGCUGGUCAAGAGAGUUGGUUUGUUUCUGCAAUUUAUGCGUUGCCUACCAGGUCUCGAGGCUGGAAGUCUAUGUGGGAGCAAAAGCCCAGUAUUCCGGAGUGGUUAAUCAAGAGAAUGGGAAAUGAGGCUUAA
Molecule: messenger RNA, 1944 nt
Organism: Penicillium odoratum
Lineage: Eukaryota; Fungi; Ascomycota; Eurotiomycetes; Eurotiales; Aspergillaceae
Product: glycoside hydrolase family 154 protein
Exons: 3
Coding region: 1-1944 (647 amino acids)
Source: RefSeq, a predicted model, not a curated record